Monopterus albus (swamp eel) is the source of this 2613-nucleotide messenger RNA. It is a transcript of the gene terf2ip, whose product is annotated as telomeric repeat binding factor 2, interacting protein. Gene Ontology annotation, cellular component: shelterin complex. The coding region runs from base 235 to 2220 and encodes 661 amino acids. Gene Ontology annotation, biological process: protection from non-homologous end joining at telomere; telomere maintenance via telomere lengthening. Lineage: Eukaryota; Metazoa; Chordata; Actinopteri; Synbranchiformes; Synbranchidae. The record is from RefSeq and is a predicted model, not a curated record. Gene Ontology annotation, molecular function: telomeric repeat DNA binding. The transcript is spliced from 9 exons.
CAGACUUCGCUACCUAGCUGUUAAAUUUAGACGAUAAACGUGCUUAGCGUUAAAUGCUGUGUUUAGUUUCUUACGUCUAACUAAUAAUGUUAAUGUGUAACAUAUGACAACCUUUCCCAACAAGUUAACUGUUGUUACGUUAGCCUAUGUGUUAGCCACAGUCUAGCAAGAAAUAAAACGUUAACCUAUAACUCUAGGUGAACGUUACAGUAAAAGGAUCUUUUAAGCAACUGCAUGUGGGACGUUCUGAGCAUGUUGUCCAAACGGCGGCAUGUUGCCAAAUCUGACAUCUCCCCAGUUCUCUUCAUGACUGUGGAUGGUGAACCCAUGUCUUUCUUCCUGCGACCGAGUCCCAACAAAGUUAAGCUCCAGCCGCUCAUCACAGCAGGAGGAGGGCUGCUGUGUAAUGUUCAGCGGUCUGGAGCAAUCCUGCUGAUUGACCCUGAGGAAAGAGGCUCUGUUCCUGAAACGUCUGCUCGCUGGUACGUGUCCACCCAGUAUAUUUACGAUUGUGUUGAGAGGGGUGAACAGCUGGAUGUAGAGCACUACAGGUUAAAGCCUGAGGUGGUCCUGAGACAUUCUGCUAGGCUCAACAACAGCAAAGAGGGCUCUCCUGGACUCUUAGGAGGCAGGGCUGCCUACACCCCUGAAGAGGACGCUGCCAUUUUGAGUUAUGUUAGAAAUCACAUGACACAGACUGGGGGAAACCGACUUUGGCAAGAGAUGGAGAAGAAGUGUGUGACCAGUCACAGUUGGCAGUCGAUGAAACAUCGUUAUAAAACACAACUGGCUAAGAAACUAUCUGGGGUUGAGGAGGUGAAAACCAUAAAGGAGAAAACAAAGGAAGAGGGAGAUAAGGAAACUGAAGAGGGUGCUGUACCUCCUCCACAUUCACCAGCAACAGACCAUCUUCAGACACAUUCAGUGGAAACAGACCUAAUGCAGAUCGAUGCCCAGCCCAUAGCAGUUGACAGCACGCCAGCCAAUGUAGAAGAUCAAACAUGCAGCUCUCUUCAAGAAGAAGUGCAACAUGUGAAGCCACAGACUGAUGUCCCAGCAGCUGAAAGCACACAAGCAGAAAUAGCAGCCACUGAAACAUCAGGCUCCCCGCAACCUAAGGGGCUCUGUUUGGAUUCACAGACAGAUGUCCACCCCAUUCCAGCUGAGAGCACAGAGCCAAAAAGAGCAAAAGCACAAUCAGUCAUCUCUCCACAAAAAGGAACUGUGCUGGAUUCGCCCAUGGUGGAACAACCGCAGCGUCGAAUAACACGCAGGCAGCUUGUGCUUGAGCCGUCAUCGUCGCCUGAAACUUAUGGGAAAAAACUUAGAUCAUCAUCCACUUCUGCUGAAAAACCAUCAUCAUCCCCCCAGCCACUGAAGAAAACGAAAUCAGCUGUUAAGUCUCCUCUCCAAAAAGACUCAGCAGUAGACCAGUCACCUUCUAAGAGAGCCAAGGGAAAGACUGUAGCAGCGGUGGAAGAAAGUCAACGAGAGGAGAGUGAAGAAGCUACCGUCUCUGAAAGACCACCAUCAGAUCAAGAAUUGAAUCCAUUGCUACAGAAGGGAGAGAAGAAAAAGGAAAAGAGAAAGUUGGGGAUUCUGGAGUUGGCUACAAAGGAGUUUGAAAGUGAAAGUGAGUCUGGUGAAGAUGAAACUCCAGAUCUCCAAAAUCCAGUUGAAACAGUGAUGAUACAGUCCACAUCAACAGAGCCCCCAGUCCCACCUUCAGACACACCUGCAGAUCCUUCUUCCACACAGUCCAGCCCUCAACCUAGACCCAGCCUCCAGAUGAAUGUCCAAGAUGCCCACAAAGCCUCCAGGGCCCACCUGUUUAUAUUUGACAGCGACUCUCAAGAAGACGACACUCAGUCCCCUGGUGAUAAUACAGCAGCUCCGGCAAAGCCAUAUGUGAAUGAAGACGCUGCACUUCCUCUGACUCAAGUCCAGUUAGAGGAGGACAGGGAGCGAAUCAUAGAGCUGAUGGACCAGACAAAACAGGACUUAGUUAGUGUGAUCAAAGCCCUGAUGAAGACCAGUGGAGACAUCCCUGCUGCACUGGAUCUGCUUUUAGAUCCCUCCUCCGUUUCUGGACCAUUUUGGAAUCGCUAUGACGACGGCCUUUUGCUCUCAGCUGAUGCUGUCCUCCGUCAGCAGCUGCAGGAGAAAUACGGUGAGGAAAGCUUGGCCAAAAGAAUAGUGUUUCUUGAGCUGGAGGGAUGAAAGAGUGACAUCUGGAUAUGGAUGUGGAGCAUACUCAUCUAGUACAUCAUACAACUAGAGUGAAAUCAGCAGGCUACUGUAGUUAGCUGAUACAGUAUUUGAUAGAGUUUGAAUUUCCACUUUCACUGUCAGUUUAUUGACAGUUCUGCUUGUUUCAAAAUGAAAUUACAGAUUUUGCAGCUUUUCCUUUGUUACAGCUUUUUCCGAGCCUGACCACUUCUGACAUUUGAGGACUGAAAAGAAAAUCACACACAGUUUAACUAUUGUUAUAAUUUGUUAGGUAAAUGACAUAGAGGCUGUUGUUCCAUGCUGCAUCCCACUUGUUUUGAGUUUUUAACGUGCAUUUUAGCAUGAAAAUUCUAUGUAUUUUUAUGCGUUUUAAGGGCUUUUUUG